Messenger RNA from Tarenaya hassleriana, 1933 nucleotides. RefSeq names its product zinc finger CCCH domain-containing protein 48-like. Gene Ontology annotation, molecular function: protein binding; metal ion binding. The transcript has 9 exons. The record is from RefSeq and is a predicted model, not a curated record. NCBI's taxonomy places the organism in Eukaryota, Viridiplantae, Streptophyta, Magnoliopsida, Brassicales, Cleomaceae. The coding region runs from base 299 to 1585 and encodes 428 amino acids.
UCGCUCAAUCAAUUGUCUUUUGUUUACCACAUUCCAAGAACCGAAAUUUUGUUUCCUUCCCUUCCCGUAAUCCACUGAGAUAGAGAGAUUACUCGCACUGGUAGGUAAAUUUCUAGGGUUUUUGUUCAAUCUGGCACUGUUGUUGAUUCAUGAUCGGAUUCUGUCAUUUUCGAACGACAACGAUCCUUUCGGCGAUUGUUGGAUAAAAACCCACUUCGAGUUCCUGAAACCCAUCUUGUAGUUUUUGCCGAUCGGUGUUUGCUCUGUUUUGUAAUUAGCCAAAUCGGUGGGUUUAGAUAUGAACGGGGGAAACAAGCGAGUCUACCACAGACUCGGCGGGCCGACAGGGCCAUCGGACCCGAAGCAGAAGGUCUGUUUCCACUGGAGAGCCGGUCGGUGCAAUCGCUUCCCCUGCCCUUUCCUCCACAGAGAGUUACCGCCGCCGGGUCAUGUCACAACGUCGACGACGACGGCGACGUCGAACAAACGAGUCGCCGACGAGUCCGGGUUCGCGGGUCCGAGUCACCGGAGAGGACCCGGGUUCAAUGGGAAUGGUAAUUCGUGGGGGAGAUUCGGUGGGAGCAGGGCGGUGACGAAGACGGAGAAAGUUUGCAACUUUUGGGUUCAAGGGAAUUGCUCGUAUGGCGAUAAGUGCAGAUACUUGCAUUGUUGGAGCAUGGGAGAUAGUUUUUCUUUCUUAACUCAACUAGACGGCCAUCAAAAGCUUGUUAGUGCGAUUGAUCUGCCAUCUGGAUCGGGUAAACUUUACACGGCCAGUCAAGAUGAGACUUUAAGGAUCUGGGAUUGUGCUUCUGGACAGUGUACGGGUGUAUUCAAUCUUGGUGGGGAAGUUGGCUGCAUGAUUAGUGAAGGACCAUGGCUACUGGUCGGCAUGCCGAAUCUUGUUAAGGCUUGGAACAUUCAAGACAACGCAGACCAGAGUCUCACUGGACCUGUUGGCCAAGUAUAUUCACUGGUUGUGGGUAACGAUCUGCUGUUUGCCGGUACACAGGACGGCUCUAUUUUGGCUUGGAGAUAUAACGCUACCACUAGUUGUUUCGACCCAGCAGCAUCACUUAAAGGCCACACACGUGCGGUUGUUUCAUUGUAUGUUGGAACAAACAGCAGGCUUUAUUCGGGUUCUAUGGACAAUUCUAUAAAAGUAUGGAGCCUCGAUAAUCUGCAAUGCAUACAGACCCUUACCGAGCAUACGUCUGUCGUGAUGUCCCUCAUCUGCUGGGAUCAAUUUCUCUUGUCUUGUUCGUUGGACAACACGAUCAAGGUCUGGGUUGCUACUGAAGGUGGAAACUUGGAAGUGACAUAUACUCAUCAGGAAGAACAUGGUGUUCUAGCUCUAUGUGGAAUGCACGAUGCAGAGGCCAAGCCGGUUUUGCUAUGCUCUUGCAACGACAAUUCCUUGCGUCUCUACGACUUGCCAUCGUUUGCGGAAAGGGGCAAAAUUUUUGCGAAAGAAGAGAUACGGUCGAUCCAGAUUGGCCCGGGAGGCUUAUUCUUCACCGGUGAUGGGACUGGUCAAGUUAAAGUGUGGAAGUGGAACACCGUACCAACGGCUGCUUCGUCUUGAGCUGCGAAGCAAAAAGCGUAGUUUUUAUCAUUGUCACGAUCUCUCCUCCUCGUUUCUGCUUCAGAAAUUACGGAUUUGAAGAAGCAGGAGGAGGAACUGACGAUAUACGUCCCCGAGGAUUUGGGGGUGUCAGGGAAAUUUCCCUUGUUUCAGUUUUCCGAGGUCUUCACCGGUUGAGGAGAGAUUAGGUCCUGUUAACUCCAUUGAACUGCAACACAGGCUGCGGCAUUGGGAAAAAGAUUAUUAGAGGAAACUCUUUUGUAUCAUCAUUAUUAUGGAUGGAUUUUUUUUUUAUUGUAGACAAUGAUCAGAUGAAUUCUUGAGGCCCUCCCAUAAUUUUCUUCUGUA